Penicillium bovifimosum is the source of this 2064-nucleotide messenger RNA. RefSeq lists its product as uncharacterized. Lineage: Eukaryota; Fungi; Ascomycota; Eurotiomycetes; Eurotiales; Aspergillaceae. The coding region runs from base 1 to 2064 and encodes 687 amino acids. The transcript has a single exon. Gene Ontology annotation, cellular component: nucleolus. Gene Ontology annotation, biological process: DNA replication initiation. Gene Ontology annotation, molecular function: chromatin binding. The record is from RefSeq and is a predicted model, not a curated record.
AUGGCACGUGGCCCAGAAGUGAAGCGGAGACGAUUGAGUCCUCCAGCGGAUGUUGAAGACUCUUCUUCGCGCUCCAAGGGCGAAGAAUGGGACGUCGAGCAAGACUACGAGCGCCGCCCGCGCAAACACACCAAGAAAGCCAGCGAGAGCGCACGACUGCCAAUCAAGACCUCCGAAGGUUUUGUCCAGGCCCAAGAUCAGGCUGAGGACCAGGCUGAGGAUACCGACAGCUUCUUGGGCACCGAUGAUGACGAGGAGGAUGGUUCUGAAGGUGAGGGUAAGGAUGAGGACGGAGAAGAAUCCGAGGAAGAAGCACCCAAGAUCCCAGUGAAGGCACAAAUCAUACAGGCAAAGGAGGACUUGGCCAGGAUCGCAACCUUGAUCAACGAAGAUCCCGAGGAGCACAUCUCCUUGUUCAAGACAAUGGCCGAGAUGUCCUCGAAGAAAAACACACCCCUCACGGUCAAGAAAUUGGCUCUGGCUGCACAGGCUGCUGUCUACAAGGAUAUCAUCCCCGGAUACCGCAUUCGUCCAUUGAGCGAGGAAGAUCAGACCGCCAGAGUAUCAAAAGAAGUGCGCAAGCUCCGAGACUUCGAACAGUCCCUCGUGGCUGGAUAUCGAAACUACGUUCUGAAGCUGGGUGCGCUCUCAAAGCCAUCCAAAGCAGAUGGCCCCACUGAUCCCAGUCUGAAGAGUUUCGCAAUUCAGAUGGCUUGCACUAUGCUCUUGGCCGUACCACACUUCAACUUCCGCAGCGAGCUUCUCAAGAUCUUGGUCAACCGCCUAGCACGGAGACAGCUCGAUGCCGACUAUGUCAAGUGCCGUGAGACCUUGGAAGAGAUUUUCGCAAAAGAUAACGAUGGAACCGUAUCUCUCGAAGCUGUUCGUCUGCUUGCCAAGAUGCUGAAGGCCAGAGACUUCCACAUUCAUCCCACUGUCUUGGACACAUUCCUUCAUCUCCGCCUACUCGGCGAGUUCCACCUCAAGGCUUCUCAAAACCGAGUGGAUCGGGCAGAGGAAGAAGCACCCAAAGGCAAAAAGCCGAAGCAAAAGCGUGAAUUCCGCACGAAACGAGAGCGCAAGGUCCAAAAAGAGCGCAAGGAAGUCGAGAAGGACAUGAGUCAAGCCGAGGCAGUCGUCUCCCACGAACAAAGAGACAAGAACCAAGCCGAAACGCUAAAGCUCGUCUUCGGUCUCUAUUUCCGCAUCCUCAAGCUCCGCAUUCCGCCCCUGAUGGGUCCCGUGCUGGAAGGUCUAGCGAAAUACGCCCACCUCAUUAACCAAGACUUCUUCGGCGAUCUCCUCGAAGCCCUAAAAGACCUCAUCAACCACGCCGAGCGCGAAGAAAUGGGCGAAGAAGGCGACCAAGAAGUCGUCAACGACGACGAAGAUGACACCAACGUCACAACCGAAUCCGCAGCCCGCGACGCCCGCCGCAGAACCCUCCUUUGCACGGUGACCGCCUUCGCCCUCCUCGAAGGCCAAGAAGCAAGCAAAGCCGCAGCAGGCCUCCACCUCGACCUCAACUUCUUCAUCAAGCACCUCUACCGCUCCCUCUACUCCCUCUCCAUGAACCCAGAAGUAGAGUACAACCCCGACACCUCCCUCCGCCUCCCCGACCCCAAUGCCUCCACAGACGGAACCGAUCUCGCCUCCACCCGCUCAAAGAACAAGGUCAACUUCCAGACGCCUAUGGUUCUUCUGCUCCGCUGUCUGCAGCCAACUCUGCUAUCCCGUGCACACGGUAACCCGCCCCCGAGCAGACUGGCUAGUUUCUCCAAGCGCCUUAUGACGACUUCGCUUCAGUUGCCGGAGAAGUCGGCUCUUGCGACGCUGGCGCUUAUGAAUCAGGUUUCCAAACACCAUGGUCGUCGUAUCUCCUCACUUUGGCAUACCGAGGAGCGGAAGGGUGACGGCGUCUUCAAUGCUUUUGCCAACGAUGUCGAGUCUACCAAUGUCUUUGCUGGGUCGGUGUGGGAAGGUGAAUUGUUGCGUCUGCACUACUGUCCGCAGGUCCGGGAGGCGGCGGUGGAUAUUGAAAAGAUGAUGAUUGCGACUAAGUAA